Molecule: messenger RNA, 1464 nt
Organism: Adineta ricciae
Lineage: Eukaryota; Metazoa; Rotifera; Eurotatoria; Adinetida; Adinetidae
Source: the annotation of a GenBank genome assembly
AUGAAGGCAAAAACGUUGUUCAAAUGGAUCUAUGAACAAGUGUUGCAUUACAAUGUUUUCAUGUUAGAAGAGAAUGAUUAUGAUGACGAUCAUGACAUCAUAGAUCCCAUUGUUGCUCUGAAAUAUCAAAAAUAUAAAACAUGGUUGUACAUUACACUCAGAACAGUAUGUUUCUAUGUUUUAUUAUAUGUCAUUCUGAUCAAAAUGGAACCGAAAACGAUUGCUGUUUCCAACAUAACACCUGAUCUCUUUGCUAAGUUGCAUGCUCAAUAUGGACGAACUCUUUCGUGUCCGUGCAAAACAACGACCAUACCGUAUAAGAAUUUUCUCACACACAAUGUCACUGUGCAUCCUGUGUGUUCGAGUGAUUUUGUUGAGCGAGCGUGGAUUGAAGGACUGUAUUUAGAGAACGCAAGCCACUACGGUGGUUGUGAUUUUCGAACAACAGCUUAUUCACAGUUUAAACUUUUGUCGGAGUUCUGUUCACUUUCGAACGAAAUGAUUGCUCAGAUUCAAACAGACAUCGCCAACACCGAUAUAAUUUCGAUUGAGCUCGGUUCCGAAAUGGAAAUUCGAAAGGCAGUUGAUGGUUUCAUUAAAUCAAAAAGGCACACUGUAUCUGAUCAAAUGAUAUCAUUUCUGAACUAUUUGAGAACGACAAUUCAAGGAUAUUUUCUAGUUACGGCUCUCGGUACUAAUUUGAUACUUGGAUUAGGAACUCCCGAUUACGUCAAAUUACGAAUGUAUGAAACACCUGUGACCCUUUUUGACGCAGAAGGGCUCAGGCGAACCUGCGCCAUCGAAAGUCCAAUGAUUCCAGCUGCUCUUCCUCGAGUACCCAGCGAGCUUAUAUGUACCUAUGAUAGAUCUACAAUGACACUAAUGAGUGAUUCUACAGUUGUCCAAGGCUUCUUUGCGGGAUGUACUCCCCUUGAAUCACUUCUUGCAAGCAGAUUGGAUUGUUUAUAUAAUUCACAAUGUAUCCAACUGCUGUUCGACUAUUUUCCAGAUCUAAAUCGAAAACAUGUCAACCCAAUUCUAUCAUCCCACUAUCAAAAUAUUUCCAUCAUGAACUAUUUAGAAGUUCUUUUCGUUGAAGACUGGUCACCGGACAUUGAUUUUGCGUCAUAUUUCAAUCGAUGUUCACCCUCGAUGUGUACAUACACAAUCACAGGUCGAACAAAGUUUCUGUCUCUAUUGACCCUAUUCAUUAGUGUUUAUGGUGGUCUUACAAUUAUACUACGUUUGAUUGCAUCCUAUUCUUUUGGUAUUAUAUAUAACUGGAAAACAAGUCCAGGUUAUGAACGCAAAAUACUGUUGACAAUAAUGAAAUCGAUAAAGAAACUGAACCUGUUCAAAAAUACUCUUGAUCGAAGUGAAGAUGGUGUCAAACAACAACGAAUGAUCACUCGGGUUUAUUUAAUUUUAUUAUUCGGUAAAUCUCUUCUUCUUCCAUACAGAUAG